Molecule: messenger RNA, 727 nt
Organism: Meloidogyne enterolobii
Lineage: Eukaryota; Metazoa; Nematoda; Chromadorea; Rhabditida; Meloidogynidae
Source: the annotation of a GenBank genome assembly
CCUAACCUCAUUAUUAGCUUUAAAUUAUUAGAAGCCUGAGAGGGUUCAGUUUCACCGUUAACAAAAUUUUUAAAAUUAAAAAUUUUUAAAAUUUUUUUUUCAGCUGGCAUAUUUAUAAGCAGCAAUUACGGGCAUCAGAAUGCCGUCUUGUUGUAUUUAGUGAAAAGGACACUAGACUUUUAUAUGACUCGGCAACUGUUGUAGCUUUGGCAGAUCGUUUUGUUUUUGGAUCACAUUUGUCUCAAUGUGGACGUUUUCAGUUCCUACCACAUAAAUAUGACACAUUGAAAAUUGCCAAAAUGCUUUUUGGUACAAUGCCGGCAGCUUUGAAGUCUGACUCUCUCAAAAUACAUACACUCAAAGACUCAAAUUCAGUAAUGAUUUCAAGAGUGUUUUCUGUACCUAAACUUGGCAAAUAUUCUUCGACUACGUUUAAAACUAAGUUUGUUUUUAUUUUUUAAAUUUUUUUCUGGUAAAUUACAUUAAUUUGGCGGACCUAAAAAGAAAAUUCUUUUAUGAUUUUUGGGUUUAUGAAUUUAAGAGGGACUUGAAAUUUUGGUUUUUCGGAAGUUGAUCAACUUGCGUAUUAAAUUUGCGGAUUUUAUUCUAAUAGUAUAAUUGUUUAAAUAAGGGGGUCUUGGUUCGGUUUUUUUAAGAUCAUUUUUGAUUUCCAAAUAUUUUCCUAGAAUAUAGAUUUGUAUUGGGGGUAAGUCCUUGAUUAUAAGCG